CUAUUCUUUCUUUUCCAUUUUGCACAAUAGUGGAUACCACCCUUCUCAAUCCCCUCCAAAACUCAAGAAACUUGUUCACAAUCCCAAUCCUCCCCACACCCCCAAAAAUCCUCAUACAUAGAGCUUUCACUUUCACUUUUGCCCCCCAAUUGUGUUGAAACAUAGCCUCCACUCCACUCCACUUUGUUCCUUAAUCCAGAGCCAGAAACUAAUCUCUCGAGAUACUAAGAUUCAUUUACAGAAACCACGUUGUUUCUAAUGAGUCCAACCGAUAGUCUGAGACUAAUUAAUCCCUCGACAUAUUGAGCGGUUGAGUUCAAGAUAUGUUCUAGACUAAUUAAUUUCUCGAGAUACUAAGAUCCAUUACAGUGAUUGAACUCACCACUCAAGCUGACAAUCAAAGAUUAAUCUUUGGAAAUACUGAGAUCCAUUUACAGUGGUUGAAUUGAACCCAAGAUAUAUAUAUAUAUCCUGAGAGACUAAUCUUUUGAGAUAGUGAGAUCCAUUUAGUAUUGCUCUUCAUUGCAUUCUUUGAUGGAGUAUUGGUUGAGGGAGCUAGAAGGGAAGCAAGCACAUGACCCUUUAAUGAUAGAGAAGAUGAGGGGUAGUGAGAGAUGUGUGUGGGUGCCAGGGGCAGUGAUAGUGGGAGCAGGGCCAUCAGGGCUUGCAACAGCAGCACACCUAAAGGAGAAAGGAGUGCCAAGCCUAAUCCUAGAGAGAUCCAACUGCAUAGCAUCUUUGUGGCAGCUAAAGACCUAUGAUCGCCUCCACCUUCACUUGCCAAAGCAAUUCUGCGAGCUUCCCUUGAUGGGAUUCCCCUCCGACUUCCCCAAGUACCCCACCAAGCAGCAGUUCGUAGACUACUUGGAGAGCUACGCCCGGCGAUUCGACAUUCGCCCUCGGUUCGGCGAGACGGUUCGCCGGGCGGAGUUCGACCACACCCUCGGCUUCUGGAGGGUGAGGAGCUCAGGUAAGAAAGAAUUAGUGACAGAAUUUGUGUGCAGGUGGCUGAUUGUGGCCACUGGGGAGAAUGCAGAGGCUGUGGUGCCCAAUAUUGAGGGAAUGGGGGAGUUUGCUGGGACAAUAAAGCACACAAGCUUUUACAAGAGUGGAGAGGAGUUUAGAGGGAAGAGGGUGUUGGUGGUUGGGUGUGGGAAUUCUGGGAUGGAAGUUUGCUUGGAUCUUUGCAACCAUAAUGCUACUCCUUCUCUUGUGGUUAGAGAUACAGUACAUAUCUUACCACGAGAGAUGCUGGGAAAAUCAACUUUUGGGUUGUCCAUGUGGUUGCUGAAGUGGUUUCCAAUUCGGUUCGUGGACCGGUUCCUGCUGAUAGUGUCAUGGCUCAUGCUUGGUGACACGGCUCGGUUCGGAUUGGACCGGCCAAGGUUGGGUCCCCUUCAACUCAAAAACCUGUCCGGAAAGACACCAGUGCUGGACGUGGGUACCCUUGCCAAGAUUAAAAGUGGACACAUAAAGGUACGACCAGGCAUCAAGCGGUUAAAACGUUAUACAGUUGAAUUUGUCGAUGGAAGAACUGAGAAUUUUGAUGCUAUUAUAUUGGCAACUGGCUACAAAAGCAAUGUGCCCUAUUGGUUAAAGGAAGAGGAUAUGUUCUCUAAGGAAGAUGGGUUCCCUACGAAGCCAUUUCCAAAUGGAUGGAAGGGUGAGAAUGGUCUUUAUGCAGUUGGUUUCACCAAACGUGGCCUAAUGGGUACAUCCCUUGAUGCAAGGAGAAUAGCUGAAGACAUUGAACGGUGUUGGAAAGCUGAGGCAAAGCAUAGUACUGCUUUUUCUCUCUCACUUAAUGUGCCACAAUCCAAUUCAUGAUCAUCAACAUGGCUUCAUUAAUUGGCCAAAUUAGAGGUUAUAGAGAAGAGAUUCAUGUUAAUUUACACAUGAAUGGAGAUGGGGGUUGAUUUUUGUGGUGCCAUCACACAUGUGCACAAUGCAAUGCUAGCUAGGGCAAUAGCUAGUGCCAAAUUAAGAGUGUGUAAUGUGUUGUGUUCUCCUCCAAUCCAUAUACAGAAAAGUGGACAAAAAAGAAUGGAAAUUUUGGUGGGGGAAAAUUUCCCAUUGUGGUGCCCUUUUGAUGGAUUCACCUAUCAACUUUGAGAAUGACAUGUUGAAUAGAAAUUGAAGGAAAGAUGGGUGCUAGGGAGGGGCAGUUUUUAUUUUUUUUUCUUUCAACCUUGGUUCUCUAUACAUAUUGUACAGUGCAAUUUUUUCCCCUUAUAUAUGUAGGUUUGACUUUCUAGAGAGCCAAAGUGACUGAGAAAAGAGGAAGGGGUUGAAGAAGAAACCCUCUAGAGCUAGUGCUUGAUAUGUGAUUGUGGUUUAACCAAAUGGAUUUUUUAUUUUUAUUUUUUAAAUAUAGAAUAUAGUAUGAGAUUUUGGUGAUC
This is a messenger RNA of Cajanus cajan (pigeon pea), 2399 nucleotides long. Lineage: Eukaryota; Viridiplantae; Streptophyta; Magnoliopsida; Fabales; Fabaceae. The record is from RefSeq and is a predicted model, not a curated record.